This is a messenger RNA of Gastrolobium bilobum, 972 nucleotides long. Its product is annotated as lignin-forming anionic peroxidase-like. The transcript is spliced from 4 exons. The record is from RefSeq and is a predicted model, not a curated record. Bases 1 to 972 code for a protein of 323 amino acids. NCBI's taxonomy places the organism in Eukaryota, Viridiplantae, Streptophyta, Magnoliopsida, Fabales, Fabaceae. Gene Ontology annotation, biological process: response to oxidative stress; hydrogen peroxide catabolic process. Gene Ontology annotation, molecular function: peroxidase activity; heme binding.
AUGGCUUAUAGAACUUCAAGUAUAGCUAGUUUUGCUGUCACAUUGGUGCUGCUGUUAGGGACAAUAUGUGAUGCACAAUUGUCAUCUACAUUUUAUGAGGGUACAUGUCCGAAUGCACUUAGCACCAUAAGAACUGUUAUUCGUACUGCAAUAUCUAAGGAACGCCGUAUGGCUGCAUCUCUCAUUCGCCUUCAUUUUCAUGAUUGCUUUGUUCAGGGUUGUGAUGCAUCAAUUUUGCUUGAUGAUAGCUCCUCUAUCGAGAGUGAAAAGACUGCACUUCCUAAUAAUAACUCAAUAAGGGGAUAUGGCAUCAUUGAUCAAGCUAAAGCUGAGGUUGAGAAGGUGUGCCCUGAAGUUGUGUCAUGUGCAGAUAUUGUAGCAGUAGCAGCACGUGAUGCAUCGUUCGCUGUGGGUGGUCCAUCAUGGACUGUGAAGCUUGGACGGAGAGAUUCUUCCACUGCAAGCAAAAGUUUGGCUAAUAGUGACCUUCCACUUUUCACAGAUGAUCUUCAAACUCUUAUCUCUCGUUUCAAUAACAAAGGGCUCAGUGCCAGAGAAAUGGUUACCCUAUCUGGUGCACACACAAUAGGACAAGCUCAAUGCUUCACAUUUCGUGGUAGGAUAUACAACAAUGGAAGUGACAUAGAUGCUGGAUUUGCUAGCACUCGCCAACGUGGCUGUCCAUCCCUUAGCAACCCUGGUAAUGAUAAGAAGUUGGCAGCACUAGACUUGGUCACGCCUAGUUCUUUUGACAACAACUACUUCAAGAAUUUAAUUCAGAAGAAGGGUCUUCUUCAAUCAGAUCAAGUUCUGUUCAGUGGAGGAUCUACUGAUACUAUUGUGUCCGAAUAUAGCAAAAAUCCUACAACCUUUAAGUCGGACUUUGCAGCUGCUAUGAUAAAGAUGGGAGAUAUUGAACCGUUAACAGGGUCGGCUGGCAUGAUAAGAAAGAUUUGCAGCUCUAUAAACUAA